Mytilus californianus (California mussel) is the source of this 892-nucleotide messenger RNA. RefSeq names its product four-domain proteases inhibitor-like. The coding region runs from base 59 to 607 and encodes 182 amino acids. The record is from RefSeq and is a predicted model, not a curated record. The transcript is spliced from 4 exons. Gene Ontology annotation, molecular function: protein binding. Lineage: Eukaryota; Metazoa; Mollusca; Bivalvia; Mytilida; Mytilidae.
ACGUUUAAGUGAUUCAGACAAAACGUUCAGAUGAUUUGGAUUGUUUGAGAGUACCAGGAUGUUAUGGUUCCUUAUGAUUACAUAUUACAUAACAGAUUUCACUUCAUCUCAAUCAGAUCUCUGUUCCAAAGUACUUACGAUAGAUUGUGAUGGUCAGUAUGUGUCAUCUAAAGAUGAGUCUGUAUGUGCGUCAGACUUUGUCACUUAUAAAACUUGUUGUCAUUUUGCACAGGCCAAAUGUCGAGAUGGACAAAUAGUGAUUAUAUAUGACGGACCUUGCUCAAAAACAACAGAUAUGUCAAAUGUAACUUUUGCUCGAACUUGUGGCACUUUUCGACCACCUGUAGAGAUUACUACAACUAGCACAGCAACGUCCAGUAUUAAAACAACAUCAACUUUAGAUAAUGAUCCAUUUGAUCAAUUGUUUUGUUCUGGAAUAAACAGUGGUGCUAUAACAUGUCCAGACACACUAGAUCCUUACUGUGGGACUGAUGGUAAAUUCUAUCUCAAUAAGUGUUAUUUCCAAACAGCCAGGUGUACAAAUCCGAGUUUAUCAAUACAACCAAUAGGAUUGUGCAAAGGACCCACGCCUACGCCAGUAGGGUAGCAAAUUAUUGUCGCAAAUUAUGCUUAAUACAGCUUUGAUUAAAAUCGGAUAUGUAUAUUAUUCUACCAGUCGUUUAUGAAGUGAAGCAUACUGUUGGUAGCACAGACAUCUGCGUUUGCAUAUGGGCGUCAAUUAGAAAAUAAAUAAAGCUUCUGGGUAUGAUAAAAAACAUACUGAGUAAAAAAGUUUAGCAAUAAUUAUUUUUAUUUCAUCUUUCAAAAAUAGAUUAUUCUUCUAAACAUGACAAUCAACAAAUUAUUAUUUAAAAAUAAACAAAAAACCACA